GCAGGCGCGGGGAACGCCGGGAUCAGGGCGGGCUGUGUUCGGGGGGCCCAACGUAGGGCUGUCGCUGGCUUGCUCGGGGUCCGUGGCGGCUGUUGCGUUCGAGGACGCGGCGGAGACGGCUCCUUCCCAGCGGGGAUGGCGGACGCGACGGCCUCCCCGGUGGGGAAGCGGCUCCUGCUGUUGUUGGUAGCGGGGACGGGCGAGAGUGAGACUGCGGGGACGGAGCCUGGGCCUGCACUACCCUCCCGGGCCUGGAGAAGCGGAACCGUGCGGGCCAUGAGUGGGGCUGUACCCCAAGAUUUAGCGAUAUUUGUGGAAUUUGAUCGGUGCAAUUGGAAGCAGCACGCUUGGGUGAAAGUUCACGCAGAAGAAGUGAUAGUUUUGAUGUUGGAAGGGUCUCUGGUUUGGGUCCCUCGAAAUGAAACAAUUUUGCUUCAAGGAACUAGAGUGUCAGUUGAGCAUUGGCCAGGACUGACGUUCACUCCUUUAGUAGAUAAGCUGGGUUUAGGCUCUGUGGUUCCAGUAGAGUCUCUUGUAGACCGAGACUUGAGGUUCCUUUCCGAUGCCAGUGGAUUACGUCUUUUCCAGAUGGCAACAGAGAGUCAAAACCAAAUGCUCCAACAGCAGCCUAUAUUAAGGGAAGCAGUCAAUGCAUUGAUUGGUGAUCAGAAGCUUCAGGAGAUAUUUAGCAGAGGUCCAUACAGCAUCCAGGGUCAAAGAGUGAAGGUGUAUCAGCCAGAGGAGGAAAAUAGUUGGGUCUCUGCUGUUGUGAGCUGUCAAGAUCCUAUUACUCGUCUGAUGGAGGUGGUUUUGACAGAGACUGGUGAAAUCAAGUCAGUGGAUCCCCGACUAAUUCAUGUAGUGAUGGACACUUCUGCUCUGAAUGAGGGAGGAUCUCUAAAGGGAGCUAAAUCCUCAAAAGGGAAAAAGAAGAGAGAAAGUGUGGAAGUGAAAGAUGGACGAAGGAGAAAAAAUGCUUCUGAUGCUGGAUGUGAUCAUGCUACAAAGAAAUUAAAGGAGAGGGGUGAAGUGGAUAGUAAUGGAAGUGAUGGAAGUGAGGCAAACAGGGGAGCUUGGAAAGGAAACAUCAGCAGUGAAGUGGCUCCAGAUCCAAAGGCCAAGCAGCCGCCCCCAUUUGUUCCUCAAAUUAAUCGUAAUAUUCGCUUUGCCACAUACACAAAGGAGAAUGGCCGAACUCUUGUAGUCCAAGAUGAACCAGUGGGUAGUGGCACACCUAUGCCCUUUACUUCCUUUUCUUCAGCUACUGCUCAAACACUGCUAAGUGGACCUGGAAAUCAAGAGAUGGCAAAAUCCUUGGAACAGGCCAGUCAAAACCUAGUGACUACCCCUGUUGUAAUUACUACAGCUGGGCCAACUCCAACCACUGUGCGGAUCUCUGAUACUGGCCUUUCAGCAGUUUCUGGACAAGAAAAACAGAAAGUGUGCUGUUCACAACCCCAAGGAGAUGGAGGCUGUAAAACUCUUGAAUCAGCAUCUGGAAGCUCUUUUGGAGUGGAUGAAGAUGAACAAGCAAAGCCUAAUAAUUCCCAAAAUUCAUUGUUGGCUUCUCCGGGAUUUGGAACAGCACACUCGAGUGCCUCCCAGCCUGUGGUGUUUGAUAGUGGGCGAAGCCAAUCCAACGGCAUAUUAGCGCCAGAGAAGAAACCUGUUGGAUUUUCAUUUGGUAGCAACACUGGUCAGGAGGUCCAGAAAGAUGCUGAUUUAUCAAAGAACUUGUUUUUUCAGUGCAUGUCCCAGAAUCUUCCUACCAGCAACUACUUCACAGGCUUGUCAGAGAAUCUGGGUGAAGAGCCUACGAAUCAAGACUCAUUAAAAAAAAGUACAGAGACCCUGAGUUUGAGCAUUUGCAAGGGUAAAAGUCAUCCAGGAGAAGCUAAACCUGCAACUCAGUUGGGCAGUUCUGUGGACCGGAAGCUGCCAGUGGAGUCUAUGCCCACCCUUACUCCAGCUUUCCCACGAAACCUCUUGAGUACUCGACCUCCAGAUAAUCAUGAGAAUCUCUUUUUGCAACCCCCAAAACUCUCACGAGAGGAGCCCUCAAACCCUUUUCUGGCAUUUGCAGAAAAAUCAGAACUCAGUCCUUUUAGUAGCUUUGCAUCCUCAUCUCAGCCAGGGGUAUCUGCUACUCCCUCUUCAGUUCUUGGUUCCAAGACAGCUUCUGGCUGGUCAGAUUUGCACACCUCAACUGACUCUUUAGCAAAAAAGAAAAGUUUGUUUAUAACAACGGAUUCGUCCAAGAUGUUAUCCAGUACACCUAGUUCAACUCUCUUCGCUGGUGUUCAAAGCUCAUCUAAUUUGGGGAAUGGCCGUUCCAGCUCGCCUAUUGGCAGCCUGACACAGCCUAUUGAAAUGCCCACACUGUCUUCCAGUCCAACAGAAGAAAAGCCAUCUGUUGGGCCUGGGCAACAGGACAAUCCACUUAUGAAAACUUUUUCUAACGUGUUUGGCAGACAUCCGGCCGGCUUCUUCUCUUCACAGGCAGAACUAGUGUUGGAGAACAAAGUUCCCUUUGAAACUGUGAAAAGGUUCUCUCUAGAUGAGCGGAGCAUGCCAUCUAAGCAGGAUUCUGAUUCUAGUACCAAUAGCGACCUCUCUGACAUGAGUGAUUCUGAGGAGCAGCUGCACACCAAAGCUUGCCUGAAGGGAAUCCCAGAGCAUCUGAUUGGGAAACUGGGUCCCAAUGGCGAGCGGAAUGCUGAACUACUAAUGGGCAAGGGAAAAGGGAAACAAACGCCGAAGGGCAGGCCUCGCACAGCCCCCCUGAAAGUUGGCCAGUCUGUACUGAAAGACAUGAGUAAGGUGAGGAAGUUGAAGCAGUCAGGGGAACCAUUCCUCCAGGAUGGUUCCUGCAUCAACGUAGCCCCUCAUCUGCACAAAUGCCGGGAGUGCCGGUUAGAACGCUACCGCAAGUUCAAGGAACAAGAGCAAGAUGACUCUACUGUGGCCUGCCGCUUCUUUCACUUCCGCAGACUGAUAUUUACUCGGAAGGGCAUACUACGAGUAGAGGGAUUCUUGAACCCCCAACAGAGUGACUCUGAUGCUAUGAGCUUGUGGAUCCCGUCGUCAUCUCCUGCAGAGGGGAUUGAUUUGGAGACCUCUAAAUACAUCCUGGCCAAUGUUGGGGACCAGUUCUGUCAGUUGGUUAUGUCUGAAAAGGAGGCAAUGAUGAUGGUGGAACCACACCAAAAAGUGGCCUGGAAGAGAGCUGUACGGGGUGUGAGAGAAAUGUGUGACGUAUGUGAAACAACACUGUUCAAUAUUCAUUGGGUUUGUCGUAAAUGUGGCUUUGGGGUUUGUUUGGAUUGUUACCGCCUCCGGAAAAACCGUCCACGCAGUGAAACAGAGGAGAUUGGUGAUGAAGAGGUUUUUUCAUGGCUAAAGUGUGCAAAAGGACAGUCACAUGAACCAGAAAACCUCAUGCCAACACAGAUCAUCCCUGGAACAGCACUAUAUAAUAUUGGAGAUAUGGUUCAUGCAGCACGUGGCAAAUGGGGAAUUAAAGCUAACUGUCCAUGUAUUAACCGGCAGAACAAAUCUGUGUUGCGGCCUGCUGUAACCAAUGGAAUUUCACAGCAGUUGCCCAGUAUGAAUCCUGGUACAUCCAUUUCUGGAAAUGAGAAUUCAUUUUCUGGUGGCACAGGAACAACAGAAGGUGGACAGCUAGACACAAAUGCUGCACCUAAGUCUGAAACUACGGAAAGCAAAAUUGAAGAGCCUGUAAAAACAGAAGUUCCAGCAACCAGCAACAGUGGUGGUGAGACAAAACCUAACAAGUCGCUAUGUCCAGAAACAAGCCCCUCAUCAGCACUGCACUGGCUUGCAGAUUUAGCAACACAAAAAGCAAAAGAAGAAACAAAAGAAGCAGGUUCACUAAGGUCAGUGCUCAGUAAAGAAUCACAGUCACCUUUUGGGUUGGAUUCCUUCAACUCUGGUGCAAAGACCUCUCCUUUAACUCCAAAGCUUUUUAAUAGUCUUCUGUUGGGCCCAGUUGCCUCAAGCAACAAGACAGAAGGUUCCAGUCUUCGUGAUUUGCUUAACUCUGGACCUGGAAAAUUGCCUCAGGCAUCACCUGAUACUGGGAUCCCUUUUCCUCCUGUUUUUUCUGGAGCUUCCACUGGGGCCAAGAGCAAAGCCAGUUUGCCCAACUUCCUCGAUCAUAUUAUUGCUUCUGUGGUGGAAAAUAAGAAGAUGUCUGAUGCUACCAAGCGAACAAGCAAUUUGCCUGACACACAUAAAGAAGUGAAAGAAAUGGUAAUGGGAUUAAAUGUCCUGGAUCCACACACUUCCCAUUCUUGGCUCUGUGAUGGAAGGCUGCUGUGUCUGCAUGACCCCAGCAACAAAAACAACUGGAAGAUCUUCAGGGAGUGUUGGAAGCAGGGUCAGCCUGUUUUAGUUUCUGGGGUUCAUAAGAAAUUGAAGCCUGAACUCUGGAAACCAGAGGCAUUUAGCCUGGAAUUUGGAGAUCAAGAUGUAGAUCUGGUCAAUUGUAGAAACUGUGCCAUAAUCUCAGAUGUCAAAGUUCGUGACUUCUGGGAUGGCUUCGAAGUCAUUUCUAAGCGUCUGAGAGCAGAUGAUGGACAGCCUAUGGUACUGAAGUUAAAAGACUGGCCUCCGGGAGAGGAUUUUAGAGACAUGAUGCCUACAAGGUUUGAGGAUCUAAUGGAAAACCUUCCUCUCCCAGAGUACACUAAGAGGGAUGGAAGACUGAAUCUGGCAUCAAGAUUGCCAAGCUACUUUGUGCGACCUGAUCUGGGUCCCAAAAUGUACAAUGCUUAUGGGCUGAUAACUGCAGAAGACAGAAGAGUUGGUACAACCAAUCUACACCUGGAUGUGUCAGAUGCUGUUAACGUUAUGGUAUACGUUGGAAUCCCCAUUGGGGAAGGUGCGCAUGAUGAUGAGGUGCUGAAAACUAUUGAUGAGGGAGAUGCUGAUGAUGUCACAAAACAGCGAAUCCAUGAAGCCAAGGAAAAGCCAGGGGCGCUGUGGCAUAUUUAUGCUGCUAAGGAUGCUGAGAAGAUCAGGGAGCUUCUUCGGAAGGUUGGUGAAGAACAAGGGCAAGAAAAUCCUCCGGAUCAUGACCCUAUCCAUGACCAAAGCUGGUACUUGGACCAGACCCUACGUAAACGUCUGUAUGAGGAGUAUGGAGUGCAAGGCUGGGCAAUAGUGCAGUUCCUGGGAGAUGCUGUAUUUAUUCCUGCAGGAGCCCCGCACCAGGUUCAUAAUUUGUAUAGCUGCAUUAAAGUAGCAGAAGAUUUUGUAUCUCCAGAACAUGUUAAACACUGCUUCCGACUGACCCAGGAGUUCAGGCACUUGUCCAACACUCACACAAACCAUGAGGAUAAGCUGCAGGUGAAGAAUAUUAUCUACCAUGCAGUCAAAGAUGCCGUUGGCACACUGAAAGCUCAUGAAUCCAAACUGGCUAGGUCCUAGGAAUUGGUGAUUCCACACCCCCCUCUGGAGUCAUUUUUUUGCUCACGGUAUAGAAGGAGAGUGCACAUGCCUGCCUUUGUAGGAGGCAGAGGUCUCUCGAUAAGAGAUGCCACGGCAUUCAUUACACUCUCCAGCUACUGUCUUCUAUGCUGCCUCAACACUGAACAUCUGAACGAAGGUCACUAUAACAUACAGAAUUCCUAAUUAAUGAGAGGUGCUGUGUCAUUUUCCUGUGGCCUUUUGCUAAUUGAAAUUGUAUGGAAACCAUGUGGUGUUCCUGCAUAUUAUGAAUAGAAAGUGUGAACCUUUUUCAUGCCUAGUUAGUCUUUCCAAGAAGUUAGGAAGAAUGAUGUGAAGAUGGACAUUCUAUUGCAGACUUGAGUAGCUAGCGCUGAAUGAGUGUGACCACCACCAGGAGCCAGCUACAGGAACAUGGACAUGAGUCCUCAAGAGUCUGCCACAGGCCAAGGAAAAAAGAUCUUGUUCUUCAUGCUCCCUUUUAACAGUUCUCUAUACACUGUAGAAAUGCAGAAACACAGAGAAACCACUGUUUUUCUCAGAUGGCUCCAGGAUUAAAAAUUGUGUAUUUAGUGAAAAACUAGGUUUGUAGUGAAACAGUAUUUCAUGAAAGUAGAUAUUUUUAGAAUUUGAAAUACCACAACUGUUCCUGGAUUACAAGGAAAGGCACAUCACAUUUAGUCUUCCUUUCAAUAAUACCUUUCAAGAAGUUAUUCUUACAAAUAAAUCCAGAAUAGCACAAUUGGCCCAGAGGAGAGCUAAAAGAAAUUGACUUCCAACACCAGUUCCCAGAAAGAUAGAAGUAACGGGGGGGAAAGAACUUUUAUGUUUUGGAGAUGUUGUACAUCUCUCCCUAAACUGGUAAACGAAGCAAUGGUUCACCAGUUUUCAGUUUUAGAUUGGGACUACUACUUCCCAGAACUAAUUUUCAAUAUCAGCUUUGUCCAGAAAUAUUUUCAGUAAAAUGUUCCUGCUUGAUAAGAGUUGUAUUCAGAGUUGUCACCAUUGAACUGAUGGAUUCCAUUGUUUGACUGUUCAUUGGGGCUAUAUCUACCUUCUAUUCAGCUGUACUGUAGUGCCACCUGCAGGCCUGUUAAUAUGUUCACGGUUAUUUCAUUUUUUAAAAAAUAAAAGUCAUUUACUGUA
This is a messenger RNA of Varanus komodoensis (Komodo dragon), 6615 nucleotides long. RefSeq names its product lysine demethylase 3B (gene KDM3B). Gene Ontology annotation, cellular component: histone deacetylase complex; chromatin. NCBI's taxonomy places the organism in Eukaryota, Metazoa, Chordata, Lepidosauria, Squamata, Varanidae. Gene Ontology annotation, molecular function: transcription coregulator activity; chromatin DNA binding; histone H3K9 demethylase activity. The transcript is spliced from 25 exons. The record is from RefSeq and is a predicted model, not a curated record. Gene Ontology annotation, biological process: regulation of transcription by RNA polymerase II. The coding region runs from base 136 to 5451 and encodes 1771 amino acids.